Centruroides sculpturatus (bark scorpion) is the source of this 478-nucleotide messenger RNA. Its product is annotated as STE20-related kinase adapter protein alpha-like. The record is from RefSeq and is a predicted model, not a curated record. Lineage: Eukaryota; Metazoa; Arthropoda; Arachnida; Scorpiones; Buthidae. The transcript has 5 exons. Bases 143 to 478 code for a protein of 111 amino acids.
AGGAAUAAAAUCAUUCUUCCAAAAGUAUCAUAAACAAAAAGUAUAUUAAAAUAUGUAUAUAAUUGACAAAAAUUUAGUUAUUAAUAAUGUAAUUUUUUAAUCAGAAUCUUCAAGUAGCAGUUAAUUUGUAGUGAAAAGUUCAAUGUCAUGUUUGCCCGAUUGUAGUUGCUCAAGAAUUGAUCAGGAGACUGAUUCUGUUGAAGAACCUAUUGCUAAUGACGAAUCCUCCUACCAACCAUUGUCUGAGGUAUCUUAUUUGUCUGAGGCUAUUCCUCUGCUACCAAAAGAUUCUGCAAUGAUCAGAUAUGGAGCUGAUCCUUCUCAUUAUCAACUAAUAGCAGUAAUUGGAAAAGGUUUAAAGGAAGCAGCUACCAUAUCAUUAGCUAGGCAUUUACCAUCGGGUCGUCAUGUAACUGUUCGGAGGACAAAUUUAGAUUUGUGUUCUGAUGAUAUUGCAUAUAUUCAGCAACAAUAUUAA